Conger conger (European conger) is the source of this 1570-nucleotide messenger RNA. Its product is annotated as cysteine-rich motor neuron 1 protein-like. Gene Ontology annotation, cellular component: extracellular region. Bases 171 to 1220 code for a protein of 349 amino acids. The transcript has 5 exons. The record is from RefSeq and is a predicted model, not a curated record. Lineage: Eukaryota; Metazoa; Chordata; Actinopteri; Anguilliformes; Congridae.
AGGAGGAGAAGAAAAGGGGCUUGAGGGGGGUGUGGUUUUGGACAGGCUCUGUGGUUGGUCAAGGGGUCUGGCAGCAGGAAAACAGUAGCUGCAGGGUCACGGUUCUGCUGCAGUUUGUCCAGAACUUACCAAACCUCUCUGUAAGUCUAAAGCAGCAACCAGGAGCAGCCAUGCGGACGGCCCGGGCCCUGCCCUGGUUGUGGUUUUGGCUAUGUUGCUACGCCGACAAACAGGAGCAGCCGAGAAAGGGACUUGGACAGGAGUGUGGGUGGGCCGAAAAGGGAUGGUGCGACACCAGCCUGACCUGCGUCCCCGAGAUCUUCCCCAAACAUGGGGAGACGAGCGGCCCUUCAGUCUGCAGACCGGUACCCCAGUCUUCAGGCUGUGUCCCCUGUGCGGAGGUGCAGUGUCCGAAGGUGAAACGGCGGUGUCCGGGGGGUCAUGUGACCGAGCCGUGCGGCUGCUGCCAGCACUGUGCACGGCAGCGGGGCCAGGUGUGCGGGGGCCCGCACUGGGAGGGGGGCUACUGCGGCAGGGGCCUCACCUGCACCCUCUUUUUGGGACACGUGCCUGCCACACCCCCAGAAACCGGGGUCUGCAAAGCUCUCCCAGGGUAUCGGGUGAACCACCGGGCGGACCCUCACUGCCCCUGGCAGUGGGGUUGCAACAUUCGUGCGGGAUCCUGCGACUGCUACGGGAUACAGACCUGCCAUAAGGUCUUCUUAUACCGCAGCAGGAGGGACUGCCUGAACAGCAUGCACGAUGACUGGCGAUACGCAGGCAAGACGGAACAGGAGCAGAAGGCAGCCCACGGGUGCACGAAAUAUGGCUGUGAGAUUCAAGGAGAUGAGUGCGUCUGCAUGAGGAGAAGCUGCUUUUCAUUGCCACCCUUCCGCUUUCAAGACGACUGUGAGAAGCAGCUGGAGCAGACCAGGUGUGCCAACGUGAGCUGCCCCACCGUUCCAGUUCCUUCCUGCCCCCCAGACUCCUUCCUGACGGCUCCUUACACUCCACUGCAUCAGUGCUGCCCUCUGCUGCCUGCCCUGUGUACCUGCGCCUUUGAGAGAUGCCCCGCCGAACCGACAGACUGCCCCCCAGGCCAUCGUGCCCACAUCGUCACCAGGGGCGACGGCCACCCGGGCACCUGCUGCCACCGUUACUUGUGCAGACGAGGAGAGGAGGAGUCAGCUACACAGAAGAGGGAGGAAGAAGAGGACUGAACACACUCCCACAAGGACUCCACUGCAUUCCCACUAACUACAAUUUCAACCUGGUUUUGUGUUUUUAGCAGUUGCAAUAACUACCAUUGUCAGUAUUAUUUCUUUAUCAUUAUCUGCUGUUUAUGUUUUCUUAUUCAGAUCAUUGUUUAUGGUGGCCAAUGUAUGGUUAUCACUGUUAUUAUAAUGAGCUAUUUGUAAAUCAUACAGAAUUGUCUCUUAGAGAGCAGACUCAGUAGACAAGUUGCAACUUUAACCAAGGCUGGUAUUUGGGGGGGGUUUCAUGUUUAUGAACGGUUUCAUCACUUCAUGCAGUGCUUCAAGUUUUCUCAAUCGCUCAAUAAAUACUUUUA